AUGCCGGGAAAUCAGACAUGGGUCACAGAAUUCAUUCUCCUGGGAUUUCCACUCAACCCAAAGAUGCAGAUGGUCCUCUUUGGUCUCUUCUCUCUGUUCUACAUUUUCACCGUACUGGGGAACGGGGUCAUCCUGGGGCUCAUCUAUCUAGACUUGAGACUGCACACCCCCAUGUACUUCUUCCUCUCACACCUGGCCAUUGUUGAUAUUUCAUAUGCUUCCAACAAUGUCCCCAAGAUGCUGGCAAACCUUCUGAACAAGAAAAAAACAAUCUCCUUUGCCCCGUGCAUAAUGCAGACCUUUUUAUACAUGGCUUUUGCUCACACUGAGUGUCUCAUCUUGGUAAUGAUGUCCUAUGAUCGGUAUGUGGCCAUCUACCACGCCCUGCAAUACACUGUCAUCAUGAGCUGGCAAGUGUGCACAGCACUGGCUGUCACUUCCUGGGCAUGUGGAUCCCUCCUGGCCCUGGUCCAUGUGGUUCUCAUCCUGAGGUUGCCCUUUUGUGGGCCUCAUGAAAUCAACCACUUCUUCUGUGAAAUCCUGUCUGUGCUCAAGCUGGCCUGUGCUGACACCUGGCUCAACCAAGUGGUCAUCUUUGCUGCUUCUGUGUUUAUCUUAGUGGGGCCCCUGUGCUUGGUGCUGGUCUCCUACUCACGCAUCCUAGUUGCCAUCCUAAAGAUCCAGUCAGGGGAGGGCCGCAGGAAGGCCUUCUCCACCUGCUCCUCCCACCUCUGCGUGGUCGGGCUCUUCUUCGGCAGCGCCAUUGUCAUGUACAUGGCCCCCACGUCCCACCAUCCUGAGGAGCAGCAGAAGAUCCUGUCUCUGUUUUACAGCCUUGUCAACCCUAUGCUGAACCCCCUGAUUUACAGCCUGAGGAAUGCAGAGGUCAAGGGUGCCAUAAAGAGAGUGCUGGGGAAACAAAGAUGA
Molecule: messenger RNA, 927 nt
Organism: Galeopterus variegatus (Sunda flying lemur)
Lineage: Eukaryota; Metazoa; Chordata; Mammalia; Dermoptera; Cynocephalidae
Product: olfactory receptor 2A5
Exons: 1
Coding region: 1-927 (308 amino acids)
Biological process (GO): G protein-coupled receptor signaling pathway
Cellular component (GO): membrane
Molecular function (GO): G protein-coupled receptor activity; olfactory receptor activity
Source: RefSeq, a predicted model, not a curated record